AGCGCAAGGUACUCUUCAAGUUUCCUGGCGCUUUCGAACCAUUUACUAUAACUGUGACUACAGUUAAACAGUUAGUACAAGGUUGUCAACCUGGUUACGACAGAGCGAAGCAGAGACAGACAGAGCAAAAGCCAACAACCAACCACAACAACAAGCAUAAAACAAUCAAAUUGAACGUUUUCAAACAUACCAAAAGCGAGAAGAGAGUGUGAGCAAAAUCGAAUUGGACAACAAAGAAAAGUGCUAAAUAAAAAAAAGGAAAAUGUGCGCUUCGCUGCGUCGUAAUUUGUUGCUGCGGAGCCUCUGGGCAGCCGUUGUGCUUAUUGGCACAGUGCAGGCCGCCUCGCCUCGCUGGGAGCCACAGAUCGCCGUGCUUUGCGAAGCCGGUCAAAUAUAUCAGCCGCAAUAUCUAUCGGAGGAGGGUCGCUGGGUAACGGACCUCAGCAAGAAGACAACGGGCGCCACAUGUUUGCGUGAUAAAAUGGAUUUGCUUGAUUACUGCAAGAAGGCCUAUCCCAAUCGAGACAUUACUAACAUCGUGGAGUCAUCGCACUACCAGAAAAUCGGAGGCUGGUGUCGCCAGGGAGCACUCAAUGCGGCCAAGUGCAAGGGAGCUCAUCGCUGGAUUAAGCCAUUCCGUUGUCUAGAAGGACCAUUCCAAUCGGACGCACUGUUGGUGCCCGAGGGCUGCCUCUUCGAUCACAUACACAAUGCGUCGCGUUGCUGGCCAUUCGUGAGAUGGAACCAAACCGGAGCUGCCGCCUGUCAGGAGCGUGGCAUGCAGAUGCGUAGCUUUGCCAUGCUGUUGCCCUGCGGCAUUUCGCUCUUCUCGGGCGUUGAGUUUGUCUGCUGCCCCAAGCACUUUAAGACCGACGAGAUACGCGUAAAGAAGACCGAUAUGCCUGUCAUGCCGCCAGCUCAGCUCAACAGUAACAGCAACAACAACAACAACAACAACUUGAACGUCAACAACAACAACAAUGCGGCCAACGAUGAGCUUAGCGUGAACGAGGAAGAUGAGAGCAAUGACUCCAACUACUCAAAGGAUGCCAACGACGAUGAACUGGACGACGAGGACGAUCUGAUGGGUGAUGAUGAGGAGGAUGAAAUGGUUGCCGAUGAGGCGGCAACAGUUGGCGGCGGUGCAGCUGGCGCUGGCAGCGAUGCCAACAGUGGGGCACUCGAUGACAUCAAUGCGGAAUACGACAGCGGCGAGGAUAGCGAUAACUAUGAAGAGGAUGGCGCUGGCUCCGAUAGCGAUGUGGCCGGCAUUGCCGAUGCCUGGGAUCAAAAUGGCAGCUCGAGCGGUGCCAAGCCGGCUGCGUUGCCCUCGUUGAAGGCUCCCUCGAUGUCGCCGGCUAGCCUCACAGCUGUGGAUCAGCAACAAUCGAAGCAAUCGAAUCAACAGCAACAAGCUGCGAAACCGGAACUUGCCACAAGCACGCCACAAUUGUCAGCUGCUGCUGCCGCCGCUGCUGCUGCUGCUGCCUCAUCGGCUGCCAUGGCGGGUGUGGGUGCGGGUGCAAGUGCGGUGGGUGCACCGCCAUCGACGGCACAGCCAACAUCGGAUCCAUAUUUCACGCACUUCGAUCCCCACUACGAGCAUCAGAGCUACAAAGUAAGUCAGAAAGAAGCCCAACAGCGCCUUGAGGAAUCGCAUCGCGAGAAGGUCACCCGUGUGAUGAAGGACUGGUCCGAUCUGGAGGAGAAGUACCAGGACAUGCGACUGGCCGAUCCCAAGGCAGCCCAGAGUUUCAAGCAGCGCAUGACGGCACGCUUCCAGACUUCUGUUCAGGCACUCGAGGAAGAAGGCAACGCCGAGAAGCACCAACUGGCCGCCAUGCACCAACAGCGUGUCCUUGCCCACAUCAAUCAGCGCAAACGCGAAGCCAUGACCUGUUACACUCAAGCGCUCACCGAGCAACCACCAAACGCUCAUCAUGUCGAGAAGUGUCUGCAGAAAUUGUUGCGUGCUCUGCACAAGGAUCGUGCCCAUGCCCUAGCCCACUAUCGCCAUCUGUUGAACUCGGGCGGUCCCGGCGGUCUGGAGGCAGCCGCAUCGGAGCGACCACGCACACUGGAGCGUCUGAUCGAUAUCGAUCGUGCUGUCAACCAGUCGAUGACCAUGCUGAAGCGUUAUCCCGAACUAUCGGCCAAGAUUGCCCAACUGAUGAACGAUUACAUUUUGGCAUUGCGCAGCAAGGAUGACAUUCCCGGCUCAUCUCUGGGCAUGAGCGAGGAGGCCGAGGCUGGCAUUUUGGACAAGUAUCGCAUCGAGAUCGAACGCAAGGUGGCCGAGAAGGAGCGUUUGCGUCUGGCCGAGAAGCAGCGCAAGGAGCAGCGUGCCGCCGAGCGUGAGAAGUUGCGUGAGGAGAAGUUGCGCAUGGAGGCCAAGAAGGUGGACGAUAUGCUCAAGUCGCAGGCGGCAGAGCAAUUGCAAAAGCAGCAAACCCAGCAACAACAGUCCCAGUCACAGCAGCAACAACAACAACAACAACAGCAGCAGCAGCAACAACUGCAGGACAAGAGCAUCAAUAGCAAGGAGUUGAGCAUGGACGGAGUUGGCGGUCUGGUGACUGCAUCGAAUCUCAAUCUUGACACAACCAAGAGCGAGAAGGAGCUGGCUGAUGCUGAGUAUGCUGAGGCCACGGUCAGCACCAAAGUGCAGACCGUCUUGCCAACGGUGGAUGAUGAUGCUGUGCAGCGAGCUGUCGAGGAGGUGGCCGCCGCUGUGGCCCAUCAGGAGGCUGAGCCACAGGUGCAGCACUUCAUGACCCACGAUCUGGGCCACCGUGAAUCGAGCUUCUCGCUGCGACGCGAAUUCUCGCAUGCGCACGCGGCCAAGGAGGGGCGCAAUGUCUAUUUCACGCUCUCGUUUGCCGGCAUCGCCCUAAUGGCUGCCGUAUUUGUCGGCGUGGCCGUUGCCAAGUGGCGAACAUCGCGUUCGCCGCACGCGCAGGGCUUCAUUGAGGUGGAUCAGAAUGUUACCACACAUCAUCCCAUCGUGCAGGAGGAGAAAAUCGUGCCCAACAUGCAGAUCAAUGGGUACGAAAAUCCGACCUACAAAUAUUUCGAAGUGAAAGAGUAAACAACUAGAGAAAAGCGAGCAAAGCAAAAAAAAAUAAAAAAAUAAAACAAACAAUUAAUAAUUAAAUGCAUGCACCUAAACAAAUGGCAAGAAGAAGAAGCAGAAACAGAAUAAGAAGAAGCAGCAAAGCAAAGAGCAUGGCACAUCAAUAAAUGAAAAGAAACCAAAAAAAAAACCAAGAAUAAGAAAUACAAAAAAAGUAAAUGAAAUUAACAUAUAAAAAACAAAUAAGAAACAAACAUUUUUUUUUUUCGUCUAAAGGAGCGCAGUUCCGCAACAUAAGUGAAAUGUAAUGCAUCUAUAUAUUAAAUUUAAAAAAUGAAAGGCAAAAAUAUAAAGCAAGCAAUUAAAUUUAAGUAUUUAAAUGUUUAACAAAAAUAACAAAAACCAAAAAAAUGUAAACAAACCAAAACAAAAUGCAGUCAACAAAAAAGCAGCAUCUCUCUCUAGCUCUCUCUCCCCUUUCUCACAUUCUAAACCUAAGACAAAUACUUCAAAAUGAAAAUUGUGAACAGAAACAUGCGCGAAAUUGCAAGUGCAAAUGAAAGGAUACAAAUGGAGAAGCUCUUCAUUUGUUAUAUUCCCCAACAUCAACCAAAUGCAGAGCAAAAUUCAAAUGUUUGCCAAGGGAAAAUAAUAAAUUUUUGCGCGAUAUAGAAAAUUAAACAAAUGAUUUUGUACUACGUUGUUCUUGUUUAGAAGAAUUGAAAUUGAGAGGACUAAAGAAGAUGCUAAUAUUUGAAAUGUAAUGGCAAAUUCAAGAAUAUGUUAAUUUGAGAAAACAAAUAAAACGCAAUUGCAUUGCAACAUUUUGAGAAGCAAAAGAAGAAAGCAAAUGAAAAAUACGAAGAUUAUAUUCCUAGUAAAUAAAUUGUCAAGACAUUCACAACGCACACUCACAUUCACAGACAGUCAGACACACACACACACACCCACUUUCAUACACUCAUACAUAAUCAUAAUGCAAAAUGGCGGCAUUCGCAAAUAAUAUAAAAAGCGUAGCAUACUUUUUAGCGCCGCAAGCAAAAUUCUAAUGGAAAGCCGAAAAGUUGCUAUGAAAAUUACAAAACAAAAACAUUAAAAUUAAUGUUAAACUGCGCAGCAUGCUAAAAGAAAAACAAAGAUGAGUAGAUGCUAAAACUUUAAAACGCAUAAGCAAAAUACGUAAGCAAAAACCACACACACAAACACUCACAAACACACACACACACGUACAGAGCGACACAGACACAUGUGAACCUAAGAGCUACCUACGCGUACUAAUCUAUAAAUAUAUAUAUAUACAUAUAUAUACACACAUAUACAGCUAUAUAUAUGGCAAAACCACAAAAAUCACAUAUAUAUAUAUAUUGCUAUAUAUAUAUAUGUAUUAACAAUAUAUAAAAUGAAAAUGAGAAACGCAAAAGCAAAAGCAAAACGCAAAAAUGUCCAUAAAUGUAUUUAUGUAUCUAUACACAACACCCAAAAAAAAAAAGAAAAGCAAAAAAAAAAAAUCAAAUGAUGAAAGCAAAAACUCAGCUAGUAAGGCAACUAAAUAAUAUUAACAAAAGCAGCAAAUUAAGCAACAAAUGCAAGUGCAUAGCCAACAACAAAAAAAAAAAAAAAACAAAAUGAAACGCAUAUAAAAGAAAUGAGAUUAUUCAAUAGCAAGAAAGUUUUGCAAAAAUCUCUCUUUUCGAACAUUUUCUCAAGAUUUUUUGGAACUGGUUUUUCUUCUUUUGCAACUAACACAUACAUACACAUACACACUUACACACGCACACUAGAGCCCCUGGGAGUAUGCAGCAAAUUUGUUAUUGUGUUUGUUAUAGAUUUGUUCAUAUCAAAUGAUUUUGUUAAAUUAGACAAAUCGUUGAACUGAAGUUAGUUUUGCCAACUACUCAACAACAACAACAACAACAACAAGAACUACCGACGACACUGAAUCAAUAUCACAAUGCUAUGCAAACAAAAGUAUUGAAGUAUGUUCAGGGUUCACCCCAAGUUGCUCUUCAGUUGCGCUUCAAAACUGAUUGCACAAUGGCUGCAUCAAAACAAUUACUGACAAUUAAAGUAAAUACUGCAGACACAAGCGUAUGUUACAUACGGACAGGUGAACAAGUCACACAGCUGGACAAGCAAUAGACAAUAGACGGACCGAAUCAAAGCAAUUGACACUGGGAACAGAUAAACGACAAGUGGACAGACAGACGGACGGACAGACGGACAGACAGACAGAGGGACGGACAAGCUGGCAGGCGAGAUAAACCGAUUGAAAUUGCUAGUUUAAUUUUUCAGCUCGAUUGCUUGGCAAAUAUUUGACAAGUGUAUGCCAAAUGCUUUCAGAUUUGAGACGUUUUGUCAUUUAAUAAAAAGAUACACACACCCAUACACACCAAUACACACACACACAUACUCAUGAACCAAUACUCAGAUAAAAACACAAAGCAAAUCCAAUUUAUAUAAAUGUAAUUUGUAGUACAUUUUUUGCUAUAAACCAAAGUUUGUAACCUUAUUUGUAUAACUAUACGAAUAAAUCAAUAAUGAUAUAUGCAUAUAUACAUAUGUAUAUGUGUAUAUCACACUUAUAUGUAUGUGAAUGUAUAUGAAAUAUAUAUUUAGCAUCAACAACAAAACUCGUAUUUACUCCCUUCAACAGGCACUCGAUGUUGAUAUUCAAGAUUCAAUGAUUUCAAAUACGAUUUCGAUUCGCGAUAUUCACACAAAUUGCAUUAGCUUUUCAAAUUUCUUUUGUCGUUCGUUAGCUAUCAACUUUUCUCUAUUGCAUUCGGUUGCAUUACUCAGGCCUAUUACCACCAUCUUCCCCCCCACAAAAUCCAUAUUGCUGUGACACAUAUAUAAAUUUCAUAACCUCUCACUUUCUCAAAUAAUCUACACUUAACUGCGCGAACAUUGAGAAAAAUACUCAUAUGCUUCAAUGCAUAGGUACUUACAUUUAUAUAUAUAUAUAUAUAUAUAUAUAUAUACAAAUAUAUAUUGUAAAGCUUUUCUAGGCUCCAAGCAAAACUCCCAAACUAUCCGCUAUAAUCAUUGUUUUUGUUAACAUCUAUUUUUUUUUGCCCAAACAUACGCCAUACGUAAAUAAGUAUGUAUAAUAUCAUAUUCAGAACCCUCAAAGAGCAGCUUAAAAAGAAAUCAAAUCCGUAGUCCAUAAAACAUUUAUGCGGUGGCUGCAUUUUCACUCACACACACACACACACACACACUGCACACUCAUACAGACACUGACGUUAGAGUAUGACAAGAACUUCAACAGCAACAAAUAUAUAUAUAUAUAUUUCAAAUCACACAACUACAACAAGAACAACAACAACAACAGCAACAACACACAAAGUAAAUACCAAAAAAAUCUAACUAGUCAAAGCUUGAAUAUUUUUUAAUUUAUUCAUUAAUAUAUAAAAAUGACAAAAUAUAUACAUAUAUAAAAGAAAAUUAUUAAAAACAAAAAAAAAACAAUUGAUAUUUACACUUAGUGAAGCAAAAACAAAAAAACAAAAAGGAGAAGAGUAAAAUGAAAGCGAAAAUGCAAAUGUGUAAGAAAUAAACCCCGUCCUGCGUAAAUAAAAUUAAACAUAAAAAGUAAAAAAGAAAAAAAUAUCAUAAAUGAAAAAUUUACACAAAAUUUAAAAGCAAAACAUUAACAAAAUGCAAAAAAAAAAAAACACAAAAACCAAAAAAAAAAAAUACAAAACAAAACAACAACACACAAAAAUAUAAGAAAAAAAAAACGUGUAAUAAGUCGCAUGUGUUUUUGUCGUAGUCUCAUCAUAAAAACAAAAAUAAGAAAUGAAAAUGAAAGGAAAUAAAAGAAAACCGAAAAAAUAAAAUUAAAACAUAACAAAGAAAAUGUGUAAUUCUUUUUGUCAACUAUGAUUUUUGCAUAGGUUCGAAAUGGAAACGUAUAAAAAAUUUAAAUAUUAAAUGUACUCAAUGACAAUUGUAAUUGCAACAAUAAUUGUACGCUAUAUAUAUUAUUAUUAAAGUGGAAAGUGUAAACAUUGCGCCAUGCAAAUUGUAAUUGCAAAAAAAAAAAACAUAUUUUCAACAACAAUAUGCAACAUGC
Molecule: messenger RNA, 7151 nt
Organism: Drosophila albomicans
Lineage: Eukaryota; Metazoa; Arthropoda; Insecta; Diptera; Drosophilidae
Gene: Appl
Product: amyloid-beta-like protein
Exons: 12
Coding region: 263-3088 (941 amino acids)
Biological process (GO): central nervous system development; axonogenesis
Cellular component (GO): neuron projection; membrane; neuronal cell body
Molecular function (GO): heparin binding; transition metal ion binding
Source: RefSeq, a predicted model, not a curated record